ACACGCCAUCUGCUGCUAUUCCAAAAAGUUUUCGGUAUUUGGCAGAUUUGUUGUUGAGGGAAAACGCUUGAAUCUUAAAACAAAUGUGUUCUGUUUAUUGGUAAUUGCCUCGUGUAAUAUUCUUAUCUUAAGAAAAUGAAUGCAUCCACAGAUAGAAAAUCUUUGGCAGAUCAAGUGGCACAUCUUUGUUACCGUCAUUUUGACAAUCUGCCCAAGAAAGGCAAACCUCUGCAAGGAAGAGAAUGGACAAUAGUAGCUGCAGUCGUCCAAAGGACCGCAAAAAGAGUAAAUUCGAAUAUUUCACUCAAAAUUGUUUCUAUGGGAACAGGCUCCAAAUGUGUUGGACAGAGCAAACUGUCACAAGAUGGUGAUCUGUUAAAUGACAGUCAUGCUGAAAUUUUAGCCAGAAGGGGUUUUCUUCGAUAUUUGUACCACCACAUAGAAAUAGCUGUGUCUGGGAAAGAAAGUGAUAUAUUUGUUGUAGAUCCAAAGACAAAAAAGUUUCUGCAGAGAGAAGAAGUUUCAUUCAUAUUUUUCUCCAGCCAUACACCAUGUGGGGAUGCAUCCAUAAUUGUAAAAGAAACAAACACUGCAUCAGGUACUACAGAAGAAGUAUUGCAGCCAACCAAUGGCAGUGUAUCAAAUCCUGAUGAAGAACCCCCUUUGAAACUGUCAAAACUUGAAAUGCAAGAUGUACAUCGUACUGGGGCAAAAUGUGUAGAAGGUGGACCUCAGGACCUCAAACAUUCUGGUAUUGAUCACCACAUUGUUGGGGCUUUGCGAACAAAACCAGGAAGGGGAGAUCGUACAUUAUCAAUGUCAUGCAGUGAUAAAUUUGCUAAGUGGAUUAUAUUAGGCACUCAAGGGUCCCUCUUGAUGAAUUUUCUUUUGAGGCCAGUUUAUGUUUCUCAUAUCAUCAUAGGAAAAUGCCACUUUAGCCAAUCUGCUAUGGAACGUGCUUUAAUCACCAGAUUUGAAAGUGCUCUCAACCAAAUGCAGAAUACUGAAUUUAGGCAGCACAAACCAGAAAUAAGUCAAUCUCAACUUAAUUUCAGAUUUGGCAAGCAGGUAGAUGAUGAAGAAUGCCAAAUGCAACCUUGCCCAUCUAGUAUAAUUUGGUGUGCAUGUCCUGUGAAACAGUUGGAAGUGGCGGUAGAAGGAAGAAAACAAGGACUAACCAAGAAGAACCAGAACCAAUCAUCAUGUUAUCUGGAAAUUUGCAAGAAAAAUCUGUUUAAGAAAUUUCUCUUUCUCCUAAGCAAAUUUCAAGUUGAUGAUUUGCCGAUGCAUUUAAAAGAGCGACAUACUGACAUUCAAACUAUGACCUAUAACCAAGUUAAACGAUUAUGUACGGACUAUGUUCAAAUGUGGGAAAAAGCCCGCGUGAACAUCUUGCCGACAUGGACUACGAAACCAACAGCUUUGACAGAGUUUACUGUAUCUCUUGACAGCUAAUUCUUAAUACAAGAAAUGAUUUGAA
This is a messenger RNA of Daphnia magna, 1480 nucleotides long. RefSeq names its product tRNA-specific adenosine deaminase 1 (gene Adat1). Gene Ontology annotation, molecular function: RNA binding; adenosine deaminase activity. Bases 136 to 1455 code for a protein of 439 amino acids. The record is from RefSeq and is a predicted model, not a curated record. Lineage: Eukaryota; Metazoa; Arthropoda; Branchiopoda; Diplostraca; Daphniidae. Gene Ontology annotation, biological process: RNA processing. The transcript is spliced from 2 exons.